Botrytis sinoallii is the source of this 948-nucleotide messenger RNA. RefSeq lists its product as uncharacterized. The record is from RefSeq and is a predicted model, not a curated record. NCBI's taxonomy places the organism in Eukaryota, Fungi, Ascomycota, Leotiomycetes, Helotiales, Sclerotiniaceae. The transcript has 2 exons. The coding region runs from base 420 to 824 and encodes 134 amino acids.
GCCUUGAAAAUUUAUUUAUCAAUUUGAUCUGAUGAUUGAGUGUGUAUUUUUUAAGAGGGCGGAUGGCCAAAGAUGCAAGCUCAGGUGUCGUUGUCAGCCUGAGAAUCGGAAGGUUGUUGCAACUUGGCCGGAUUGAUCUUUAAUACAGUAAUUAUAUAGUACAGCUCCUUCAUUCCUAUCAACAGUAUUUGGGCGUAGGACUGGAAAUGAUUCACUCAUCAAUUACGCAUUUCACACACUGAGAAAACCGUAACAUUCAGAUGAUGUUCGACCGUAUUAGGACGCAAGAUAGCAUAUAACCUGUCAUCUUUCUCACAAGAAAGACCUAAAGCAUCAGAAGAACAAUCUAUCAAAAGAAUUGUCUACAGAACACGCAAAGACCUACCAGAACUCGAAACCCUUAUCAAAAAUUCAUCAAAAUGGACCAACAAAAUCAGGACAGCUUGAACGGACAACAUCUACCAGGUAAAAAGCAUCCUACCACCUGGGAACAGAAUUAUGCUAUCGUUUUUGACCUGACAAGUAAGAAAAUAUACAGGGCAAACCGCUCAGAUAUUGAUACAUCAACUCACUUCCGCAUUGCUCUUUCCCGUCUUCUCCCAUUUGAGGAAGACACCGUCAGUCUGGGUAGGCGACGCACUUCCGACAGCCAAGACGUAGAACUCGUGGCUAAAGUCAGUGUCAAUUCUCUCGGAUUAAGAGAACAAAGAUUGAGAGGAGACAUCAUGGAAUGUUGGGUUUUGGAUAACGCGAAGGGAAAUACGCAGGGCACAUUGGUGGGAUGGAAGUUUAGGGACGCUUUUGAUUACUUUGAUAAGAAGUAAGUGAGAGUGGAAUAGUUGUGGGUGGAGUGGACUUGAGAAGUUCUGGCUGUUAGAGAACGACAGCACCGAUGUUGUCGGUAGUUUUGAGGGGGAGAACCACUGGUGCGCGGACACAUGAGACAGG